AUGGAAUGGGAUGGGGGGUGCAACAUGCUGCAUGGCUGCACUAAUGUUGGAGCACAGAAUGGCAGUUUGACAGAGAAAGAGACACUGAAGCAAACCAGGUUAUUGUGCUGGUGUUUAAAGGGGAGCAGAGGGAGGACAGGGGCAGGGAGAUGGUUUCUGGUCCAGGCACAUUCUUCUCCAGAGCUGAAAAAUGAGAGUGCAGCCCUUCUCAUCUGUCCCAGAAGCAAUUCCUCACUUCCCAAACAAGGGUCCCUCCUCCUGCUGCUGCUCAUAUCAAGCCUGCUCCUGUGCAAUGAUGUGACCUCCCUUCCCUUGUGUGAAGAAAACUGUGGGGAGACCUAUGGACAUCUCCUUGUUCCCGUGGUCUCUAAGGUUUCUGUCAUGCACUUCUACACCAAAAAGCUCUUCAUCGAUUUUGUGAAACGCUAUUCCAAGAGCCCAGAUGGUUACUUUCAGGCAACCAUUCAUACUUGCCACACUUGUACCAUCCUUGAAUCUGAUGACACUACACGUAACUCGAUGAUUCCGAAUACAGAGGAUCUCAGAUGUUUGAUCAGCUUGAUGAACUCGUGGAAUGAACUCCUGCUGCACCUUGCUAAUGAAGCACAUCGCCUGCCAGGACAUAGUACCCACGUCAGAGAUGAAGUCAACAUUAUUGCAGGACAAAACCGAGAACUUCAAAACCUCGUAAAGAACAUAGCCACGCAGUUUGAUCCUGACUUCACAAAGAAUGUAGACUAUGCUGUCUCGACAGACUUUCCAUCGCUGCAAUCCGCUGAUGAAGAUGUUCGCCUGUUUACUACUUUUAAUCUGCUCCGCUGCCUGCUUUCUGAUACCCAUGCCAUUGCUCAGUAUCUCAAGUUGUUUUUGUGCAGUGUUCUCAAAUAUGAUAAAUGCUAA
Molecule: messenger RNA, 900 nt
Organism: Chinchilla lanigera (long-tailed chinchilla)
Lineage: Eukaryota; Metazoa; Chordata; Mammalia; Rodentia; Chinchillidae
Product: prolactin-like
Exons: 5
Coding region: 1-900 (299 amino acids)
Biological process (GO): positive regulation of cell population proliferation; response to nutrient levels; positive regulation of receptor signaling pathway via JAK-STAT
Cellular component (GO): extracellular region
Molecular function (GO): hormone activity
Source: RefSeq, a predicted model, not a curated record